Messenger RNA from Tricharina praecox, 3261 nucleotides. RefSeq lists its product as uncharacterized. Gene Ontology annotation, molecular function: protein-macromolecule adaptor activity; protein binding. NCBI's taxonomy places the organism in Eukaryota, Fungi, Ascomycota, Pezizomycetes, Pezizales, Pyronemataceae. The transcript is spliced from 6 exons. Bases 31 to 3123 code for a protein of 1030 amino acids. Gene Ontology annotation, biological process: organelle fusion; endosome organization; vesicle-mediated transport. The record is from RefSeq and is a predicted model, not a curated record. Gene Ontology annotation, cellular component: HOPS complex; endosome.
CGCGUGUGUUCUAAAGGCCAACCACAUGCAAUGGCGCUGACUUCAUGGAAAUCCUUCAACUUCUUCGCCGUGACAAGUGUCCGCGCAGCUGACGAGCCCGAAAAUGCUCCGCCGCCAUUUGAGGGCGUGGACAUAACUUCACUCGCCGCCGGCUCCGACAACCUCUUUCUCGGCACGUCUGACAGUAAAGUACACGUCGUCAACUCCUCGUUCAAGAUCAUCCGCACCUUCUCCACGGCGGAAGCGGGGUUCACACAGGGCGGCGGAGCCAUCACGCACCUGAAACAGAUCGAGGGAACGUCAUUACUCGUUACCAUCAGUGAGGAUUUAUCCUCGGAGCCCGUUCUGAAAGUCUGGGCGCUCGAUCAGAUCGAUAAGAAAACUGGCGAUCCGAGGUGUACGAGCUCGCUCACGAUUACGAAUGGGAGGAAAUAUUUUCCAACGACAGCUUUUGCGGCGAUUCCUUCGCUCGCGCUGUGUGCGGUCGGCUUCGCGAAUGGGACAAUUACGCUGAUACGCGGCGAUCUGGUACACGACCGUGGAUCGAAACAGAGGAUUAUUUUCGAGUCCGAGGAGCCGAUUACGAACCUUUGCUUUUCGCCGCCUGUGGAUGGUGGGAAGGGACAUCGAGGGAUUCCAGGCAGCGAGGGGGGAGAAACUCUCUACGUCUCUACCACGGCGAGGAUCCUUACACUCAUUACGCUGGGGAAGGCGAGUCAUCCGGCGAAGGUGCUCGAGUCGCAGGGCUGCGGAGUGGGUUGCAUGACCCCAGCGCUGGACCUUACGUCCGAUGAGCGAGGAUUAGUCCAUGAGGGAGGCGAUAUCGUGGUCGCUAGAGACGAUGCGCUAUACUUCUAUGGGCCGAAUGGGAGAGGCGCUUGCUACUCCUACGACGGGCCGAAGCAAUCGGUGAAGGUGUUCAAAAACUACAUUGCACUCGUGCAGCCGCCGGCUUCGCGGCCAUCAACUGCCAUGGCAACCGGCAAAGGACAGGGUGUUUCGGAUACGCUCAGGCGGCUGGUCGGAAAGUCACCUGUGAAUUCAGCAUCCGAUGAGUUGUUUGAGACUACGAAGUUUACGUUGCUGGAUACGGAACUCAAGUUCAUUGCGCACUCGGAGAGGUUGAUUUCGGGUGUGAAGGAGAUGUUCAUCUCCUGCAAUGACUUUUUCGUUCUCACGCUGGACGGGAAGCUUUACCGGUACCAUGAAGUCGGUUUGCAGGAAAAACUCGAUAUUCUCUACUCAAGGAAUCUGUAUGUUCUCGCCAUCAACCUGGCCUCGAAGGCUGGCAUCAAGGAGUCGAAAUUGCGGGGUAUCUUCCGGCGGUAUGCAGACUAUCUCUACGGCAAGGGAGAUUACGACGGCUCGAUGCAGUGGUACAUCAAAUCCCUCGGCCCAGCAAACGAAGAAGGCGUCAGCACCGUCAUCCGCAAGUUCUUGGAUACCCAGCGAAUCCACAACCUGAUUGAGUACCUCGAAGAGUUACACAAGCACGAUGCCGCGACAUCCGACCACACAACGCUACUGCUCAACUGCUACGCGAAGCUAAAAGAUAUCGACAAACUUGAGGCAUUCAUAAAACAGUCCCCUGAAGAAGGCCUCAAGUUCGAUGUCGACACGGCGAUAGGCAUGUGCAGACAGGCUGGAUACUACGAGCAGGCGGUGUAUCUCGCCGAGAAACAGCAGGAACACGACAUCGUCGUUAGCAUCAUGGUCGAGAAUCUUGAGAAUAUCAAUGGUGCUCUCACUUAUAUCCAGAGACUCGACCCUGACGUCGCGUAUCCGAAUAUGAUGAGGUACUCUAGGGUGUUCCUGCAGAAGGCGCCGCAGCCGACUACGGAAAUGUUGGUGGAGUAUUAUAGUGGCAAAUAUGUUCCGCGCACGAAGCCAGUGCUCGAGACUACUGAGCCGCAGCAAAGGGAGAAUGACGGCGGCUUCCAGUCGUACUUGAAUACCUCGCUGCUUCAGCAGCUGCCGUACAUGGGUGGCAACUCACAAUCGAACACUCCAACCCGAAAUGGUGGCUCGGCCUCGGGAACAGCACCGACGGAGUCGCCAGGAGAAGGUGGAACUGUGCCACUUGUAUUGCCAAAGCAGUACCCGCUCCCGAAGCCACGCACAGCGUUCUCAUCGUUUGUGGAUCAUCCGGCCGAGUUUAUCGAGUUCCUUGAACGGAUCGUACAGGAUGGAGAGAGCACUGGGAAACUUGCCGAGAAUGAUAGGGUUGAUAUCUACAGCACGCUGUUUGAGAUAUACCUGCACAGUGCGAACGCCACGAAGAAUAAGGAGGAGAAACGGAAGUGGGAGGCCAAGGCGAAAAAGAUUAUUGAGAGCAAAGAGGCGCUGGUAGAUACAUCCAACGUAUUGCUGCUCUCCCAUUUAGCAGAUUUCAAGGACGGCACCACCCUCGUACGAGAAAAGCAAGGCCUCCGCUUCGACAUCUUCCGCUCAUGCUGUUCUGCCGGUGACACAGCCGGUGCAGUCCGGGCACUCAAGAAGUACGGCUCCGAAGAACCGGAGCUCUACCCCGCCGCACUCUCAUACUUCACUAGCUCGCCGAAGGUCCUCCGCGACGUGGGCGAAGAGGAGCUGGAGCGCGUCCUCAAGGUCAUCGACGAGCAGGGCCUGAUGAAACCUCUACAGGUAGUGCAGACACUCAGCAGCAAUGCCGUCGCCACAGUAGGAAUGGUAAAGCGCUACCUCGGUGAUACCAUUGAGCGGGAGCGACGAGAAAUUCAAAAUAACCGCAAAAUGAUCGAAACCUACCGCUCGGAAACGACAAAGAAAACCUUCGAGAUCAGUGAACUCGGGUCGAAACCAACCGUCUUUCAAGCGCAGCGCUGUCAGGCCUGUAGUCUAACCCUGGAUCUCCCCACAGUGCACUUCCUGUGCAAACACUCGUUCCACCAACGGUGUCUCAACGCCACAGACGGCGAGAACCUCGAGUGUAUUGCGUGUGCGCCAACCAACCAGACCAUUCGCACGCUCAAAAGGAGCCAGGAUGAGGCGGCGGAGAGACACGAUUACUUCAAGAGUACUCUUAGUGACGGCAAGGAUAAGUUUGGAGUCGUGGCGGAUUUCUUCGGGAAAGGGGUCAUGGCAGCGCCGCCGCCGCUUGGAUAGGGAUAGUGAGACGCAGAAGAGGCGGUGUAAUGACAAUUUUACGAUGCUAUGGUUGAUAUCUGUUUUCACGCCCAUGAGUUAUUAGGAAUGUAUGUAUAUAAGUCAUAGAUCGUUCUAAUACCUACCACAACUCCCCCA